AUGGAUUCCUUCCCCGCGACACUCUCUGGACCAACAUCCAAGGAGCGAAAGUAUGAUCGCCAGCUUCGAUUGUGGGCAGCAACUGGUCAACAGGCGCUUGAGGAUGCACGGGUACUACUAGUGAAUUCAGAUGGCCGGCUCGGCUCCAGCGGCACUGGCGUUCCAGGCGUGGCAGGCGUGGAAGCCCUCAAGAACCUGGUACUACCUGGAAUCGGCGGCUUUACCAUCGUGGAUCCAGCAAUCGUCACAGAAGCUGACUUGGGAGUCAACUUCUUCCUUGAGCAAGAGUCCCUUGGCAAGUCGCGUGCUGAUGAAACAUGUCGGCUCCUUCGCGAACUGAAUCCCGAUGUGCAGGGCUACUCAUAUUCCAAGCCCAUCACCCAUCUUCUCUCUGAUCCAAACUUUCUUCCCCGUUACAAGCUGGUAAUUAUCUCCGGUCCAGUCAAGCGCUCUACUUUAGAGCUACUUUGCCAGAUGGCACAGGAGCUAGAGAUCCCAGUGCUGUACACCCACUCAGUCGGCUUCCACUCAACAUUCUCAUUGCAAUUACCCACUGAGUUCCCCAUCGUGGAGACACACCCUGACCCAGAGUCAACACAAGACCUGCGUCUCAUGAAUCCAUGGCCUGAGCUUGUCGCCGCCGCCGACUCCCUAGGUAACCUGGAAGCCAUGGAUGACCACCAACACGGCCAUGUCCCCUACAUCCUGCUCCUUUUGCGCUUCCUCUCCCAAUGGAAUCAAAAAUACGGAAGCCUGCCAGACAACUACAAAGAAAAAACCGCCUUCCGCGACUUCGUGCGCUCAAACGCCCGCACGCACAACCCCGAAGGCGGCGAGGAGAACUUUGACGAAGCCGUCGCCGCCGUCCUAAAAACCAUCUCCCCCUUCAGCCUGCGCAGCUCUAUUCGCGAGAUCUUCGAGAUGCCGCAAUGCCAGCAGCUGACCGCUUCAUCUGCCGAUUUCUGGAUCAUCGCUUCUGCUAUUCGGGCCUUCUACACUGCGCACGGCGUCCUUCCUCUUCCGGGCUCGCUCCCCGAUAUGAAGGCUCAAUCCGCCGACUAUGUUGCUCUACAGAAUAUCUACAAGAGCAAAGCACGACAGGACAUCGAGGAAGUGGCCGCGACUAUUCGUCAAUAUGAAGCACGACUCGGACGCACAACUCCCAUUCUCGAUCGCGAGGUCGAGGUCUUCUGCAAGAAUGCGGCGCAUAUCAAGGUCGUUCGCGGAAGAGGAAUUGCGCAAAUUAAUGAGAAGACCGAUCCAGCUACUUUGAAGGCGUUGCGCAGUGGGCUCGCCAAUCCCGAACCAGUGGCGUCUAUUUUCGUCGCAUGCCAGAUUCUUGAUGCGGUUGUUGAUGAGAUUCAAAGCAAUCCGGCACUAAGCGGGCGUUCUGUUGAUGACGAUGACCUUUGGGCUAUGCACAAGAACCGUAUUUUGACCAUAUUGUGCCGCGAUGAUCCGACACCCCUUGACGAGGCAACGCUGGAGACCAUUGACAAUACGAUCCAGGAGAUUCGCCGUGCUGAGGGGGGUGAGUUGCACAAUAUUGCGUCGCUGACUGGUGGCUUGGUUGCGCAGGAGUCGCUUAAGGUGUUGACGAGGCAGUACGUGCCCUUGGAUAACACCUGUGUUUUCGAUGGAGCGAAAAGUCGGAGCGAAAUGUACCGCCUCUAA
This is a messenger RNA of Penicillium verhagenii, 1674 nucleotides long. RefSeq names its product NEDD8-activating enzyme E1 regulatory subunit. The record is from RefSeq and is a predicted model, not a curated record. Gene Ontology annotation, molecular function: NEDD8 activating enzyme activity. NCBI's taxonomy places the organism in Eukaryota, Fungi, Ascomycota, Eurotiomycetes, Eurotiales, Aspergillaceae. Gene Ontology annotation, biological process: protein neddylation. Gene Ontology annotation, cellular component: cytoplasm. The transcript is spliced from 2 exons. The coding region runs from base 1 to 1674 and encodes 557 amino acids.